This is a messenger RNA of Mesoplodon densirostris (Blainville's beaked whale), 1136 nucleotides long. RefSeq names its product Yip1 interacting factor homolog A, membrane trafficking protein (gene YIF1A). The coding region runs from base 175 to 1080 and encodes 301 amino acids. The transcript is spliced from 8 exons. Gene Ontology annotation, cellular component: Golgi membrane; endoplasmic reticulum-Golgi intermediate compartment; endoplasmic reticulum membrane. Lineage: Eukaryota; Metazoa; Chordata; Mammalia; Artiodactyla; Ziphiidae. The record is from RefSeq and is a predicted model, not a curated record. Gene Ontology annotation, biological process: endoplasmic reticulum to Golgi vesicle-mediated transport.
UGGCAGGCGGCAGAGGAUGACGCUGAGGACAUGCUGCUGUCGUCGGACAAGACGGGGACGUGUCUGGCUGCUCGGUAACCUCGGUCGGUUCCCAAGAAACGAAGCAGCUGCCUCACUAGUAUUCGUACCACGAGGCGACGCAGCGGGCCCUCGGAAAGAGCGAGCGUCGGGGCCAUGGCUUAUCACUCGGGCUACGGAGCCCACGGCUCCAAGCACAGGGCCCGGGCAGCUCCGGAUCCCCCUCCUCUCUUCGAUGACACAAGCGGUGGUUACUCCAGCCAGCCGGGGGGAUACCCAGCCCCAGGAGCCGACGUGGCCUUCAAUGUCAACCACUUGAUUGGGGACCCAGUGGCCAACAUGGCUAUGGCCUAUGGCGGCUCCAUCGCAUCCCAUGGGAAGGACAUGGUGCACAAGGAGCUGCACCGUUUUGUGUCUGUGAACAAACUCAAGUAUUUUUUCGCUGUGGACACAGCCUAUGUGGCCAAGAAGCUAGGGCUACUGGUCUUCCCCUACACACACCAGAACUGGGAAGUACAGUACAGUCGUGACGUGCCUUUGCCCCCGCGGCAAGACCUCAACGCCCCCGACCUGUAUAUCCCCACAAUGGCCUUCAUCACCUACGUGCUGCUGGCUGGGAUGGCGCUGGGCAUUCAGAAAAGGUUCUCCCCAGAGGUGCUGGGCCUGUGUGCAAGCGCGGCACUGGUGUGGGUUGUGAUGGAGGUGCUAGCUCUGCUCCUGGGCUUCUACCUGGCCACCGUGCGCAGCGACCUGAGCACCUUCCACCUGCUGGCCUACAGCGGCUACAAAUAUGUGGGGAUGAUCCUCAGUGUUCUCACGGGCCUGCUCUUUGGCAGCGAUGGCUACUACGUGGCGCUGGCCUGGACUUCAUCUGCGCUGAUGUACUUCAUCCUUCAGCUCUCUCCUUUAUUCCAGGCGCGCUCUUUGCAAACAGCAGCCCUGGGCCCCGACAGCGUUGGGGGCCCGGCCCCCCGGCAACGUCUCCAGCUCUACCUGACUCUGGGAGCUGCAGCCUUUCAGCCCCUCAUGAUAUACUGGCUGACCUUCCACCUGGUCCGGUGACCCCCGGUCCCCACUGGCACUGGUUUUUCCAUACAUUGAAGAUUUGGUUUCCUUGA